AUGCUCGGCCACGACCACGAAGGCCUUACCGAGCGCGUGCGACACCGCAGAGGGGAGGACGGGGAGCCAGACGCCGAACAGAACAAUUCGUUCGUGAAUAAGAAUACUUCUACAAAGAUCGAAAAGAUGAUUGCGCCGUAUCUCGCCGAGCACAUACCCCAGCAAUACAAUCCGCUGGGCGGUGGCGGAGAGCAGCAUGCCCAUGGCCGCUCAAACACAAAGUUCUGCUACCGCCAUCGACCCGACAUGCUGUGUAGGAAGCAAGCAGACGAGCCGACCAUGGAGCAGCUGCAACAGGAAUUGGGGAGAGAAUCGCAAAACGACCAGCAGAGCAUCGCCAACGUUUGGUCGCUCUUCUCCGCUGCCCCUGCCAGACAAAGAAACCUUAUGCUUCAAGGCAUUCUCUCGACGUGCUGCUUCCCCCAGCUAUCCUUCAUCUCAUCCAACGUCCGCAACCUCAUCAAGAUUGACUUUCUCUCCGCACUCCCACCCGAGCUAGGCUUUAAAAUCCUUUGCUACCUCGACACUACUUCCCUGUGUAAAGCCGCACAAGUGAGCCAGCGUUGGAGACAAUUGGCAGACGAUGAUGUCGUAUGGCACAAGAUGUGCGAACAACACAUUGACAGGAAGUGUACCAAGUGCGGUUGGGGCCUGCCAUUGCUAGACCAACGGAGACUCCGGACAGAGAAGAGACGCAUCCAACUGCGCGCUUCCGGCCGAGGACUGAACGAGUGGUCACCCGAUAUCACCCCUGCCGUUGAUGGCCCUGCACCGCCAGCGCCUCUAGUACCCCACAACUCGGACCUUUCCGAAACUACCGCUGGAUCUAAACGCUCUGCUGAGGAUGACCCUUCAUCGCCGGAGGCGUCAUCUAAGCGACCUUGCACCAUGCAAUCGUCACUGCGAGAUCAACAGGCAUCGUACUUCGACCAGCCGAAGAAGAGGCCGUGGAAGGAUGUUUACAAGGAUCGUUUCAAGGUAGGCACCAACUGGAAGUAUGGUCGUUAUUCUACGCGUGUCCUUAAAGGACACACAAAUGGUGUCAUGUGUCUUCAAUUCGACGAGCAGACACUCAUCACCGGAUCUUACGACAACACCAUCAAAGUCUGGGACAUCAACACAGGCACCGAAAUCCGCUCUCUCAGUGGCCAUCGACUUCCCGUACGGUGUCUACAAUUCGAUGAUGCGCGUCUGAUCACCGGUAGCUUAGAUGGUACCAUGAAGGUGUGGGACUGGAAGACUGGCGAAUGCAAGACGACCAUCCCGGCUCACGAGGCAGGAAUCAUUGGACUGCACAUGGCAGACAAGCUUCUUGCCUCGGGAUCUGCGGACCAUACCAUCGCAGUCCAUGACCUCGGUACGAAGCAAAAGUUCAGAUUGCGGGGACACGAGGACUGGGUCAACUCUGUCAAGAUCGAUCUUCCUUCUCGCACACUAUUCUCCGCUUCCGACGACCAGACUGUCAAACUUUGGGACCUCGAGACCAGGACCUGCAUUAAGACAUUCGAAGGCCACGUUGGUCAGGUCCAACAAGUUCUUCCCCUCCCCAGGGAGUUCGAGAUUGACGAGGCGGAUUUCGUCCCCAACGCCAAUAACGGCUCUGACACGGCAUCGCUCGCUUCGGAGAACCUAUACUCUAGCUCUCAAGAGACCUUCACCACUGAAACUCUCUUCCCGAAUGAACCAGACAGACCUGCGCCACCGACGUACAUGCUCACCGGAUCGCUCGAUGGAACGAUCCGCCUCUGGCACGUUCCUUCUGGCCGUACCAUUCACCGCUUUUUCGGUCACAUUGAAGGCGUCUGGAGCCUCGCUGCCGAUAGUCUACGUCUGGUCUCCGGAGCCGAAGACAAACUAAUCAAGAUCUGGGAUCCUCGUACCGGUAAACACGAACGUACAUUGUCUGGACAUGAGGGUCCCGUCAAUUGCGUAGGUCUGAGUGAUUCCCGAUUGAUUAGUGGCAGUGAAGAUGGCACCGUGAGGGUGCAUUGCUUUGUUAGCGAAGGGUGA
Messenger RNA from Didymosphaeria variabile, 2010 nucleotides. RefSeq lists its product as uncharacterized. The transcript has 2 exons. The record is from RefSeq and is a predicted model, not a curated record. NCBI's taxonomy places the organism in Eukaryota, Fungi, Ascomycota, Dothideomycetes, Pleosporales, Didymosphaeriaceae. The coding region runs from base 1 to 2010 and encodes 669 amino acids. Gene Ontology annotation, molecular function: protein binding.